AUGCUUCCCAUCCAAGUCCGAAAAACUGACUCUAGAUCCGGCGAUGGAACGCGUUUUUCUUGUGAGAAUUUUAGAUUUCAUUACGAUUCGCCGCGAUUUCGUUCCAUCUCAAUACAGUACCCACGGUACAAUAAUUUAGUACAAUACAACUACUGUAGCAUUAUGCACAGCAGUGUUAUCCGACACGUGGUCUCGGCUCCCGUCGCUUCGGGGCAGCUGAACAAGAACAAGCAAGGUAUCCUCCGUCUGCUCGAACCCGCACACCGACCAUCGAAAUGUCCUAGAUCGGAAUCCUCGGUAGCACAGAUGGACUCGAUCACCUGGAUAUGCAGUAAGUGA
Molecule: messenger RNA, 339 nt
Organism: Chondrus crispus (carragheen)
Lineage: Eukaryota; Rhodophyta; Florideophyceae; Gigartinales; Gigartinaceae
Exons: 1
Coding region: 1-339 (112 amino acids)
Source: RefSeq, a predicted model, not a curated record